AUGCUGAUUAUUUUGUUGUUUCAGGAGGACAAAAAAUGUUUCAUAUGUGACUCUGAGGAUCCCUUCCAUGAUACUCUCAAUCCUGAUAGUCAUCGCAUUGAAAAUGUGGUCACCACGUUUGCUCCAAAUCGCCUGAAGCUCUGGUGGCAGUCGGAAAAUGGUUUGGAAAAUGUGACUAUCCAGCUGAACCUGGAGGCUGAGUUUCAUUUCACUCAUCUCAUUAUGACCUUCAAGACAUUCCGUCCUGCUGCAAUGUUGAUAGAAAGAUCAUCUGAUUUUGGAGAAACAUGGCAAGUAUAUAGGUAUUUUGCAUAUGACUGUGAGAGCUCAUUUCCUGGGAUUUCAACUGGACCCAUGAAGAAAGUGGAUGAUAUAAUUUGUGAUUCCCGAUACUCCGACAUUGAACCUUCAACGGAGGGAGAGGUAAUAUAUCGUGUUUUAGAUCCUGCUUUUCGAAUUGAAGAUCCAUACAGCCCACGGAUUCAAAACCUAUUAAAGAUCACAAAUCUGAGAGUCAAAUUCAUCAAGCUGCACACACUGGGAGAUAACCUCCUGGACUCGAGGAUGGAGAUCAGGGAGAAGUACUACUAUGCCAUCUAUGACAUGGUGGUUCGUGGGAACUGUUUCUGCUAUGGACACGCCAGCGAGUGCGCGCCAGUGGAUGGCAUUAAUGAAGAAGUGGAAGGAAUGGUCCAUGGACACUGCAUGUGCAGACAUAAUACCAAAGGCUUAAACUGUGAGCAGUGUUUGGAUUUCUACCAUGACUUACCCUGGCGACCCGCUGAAGGCCGCAAUAGUAAUGCAUGCAAAAAGUGCAACUGCAAUGGCCACUCCAGCCAGUGCCACUUUGACAUGGCCGUGUACAUGACGACGGGGAAUACCAGCGGUGGAGUGUGUGACGACUGCCAGCACAACACUGUAGGACGCAACUGUGAGCAGUGCAAGCCCUUCUACUUCCAGCACCCGGAGAGAGAUCUGCGGGACCCCGACGUCUGUGAGCCUUGCAACUGUGACCCAGCUGGCUCCCAAAAUGGUGGCAUCUGCGAUCGCUACACCGAUUUCUCCACUGGCCUCAUUGCCGGACAGUGCCGUUGUAAAUUAUUUGUCGAAGGGGAGCGCUGUGACCUCUGCAAAGAAGGUUUCUAUGGCCUGAGUGCCGAUGACCCAGCGGGUUGUCAGCCUUGUGCAUGUAAUCCUCUGGGUACCCAUCCCGGGGGGAAUCCUUGUGAUUCAGAGACGGGAAACUGCUAUUGUAAGCGCCUGGUGACAGGAAAGCAGUGCAAUCACUGCCUGCCUGAGCACUGGGGCCUGAGCAACGACAUGGAUGGAUGUCGGCCAUGCGACUGCGACCAGGGAGGAGCGCUGAACAACAACUGCUCGAGUCAGUCUGGCCAAUGCGAAUGCCGGCCCCACAUGUUUGGACGUCAGUGCAACCAGGUGGAGCCUGGCUAUUACUUCAUUUCACUCGAUCAUUACAUCUACGAGGCGGAGGAAGCCAGCUUGGGUCCUGGAGUAAACAUUAUAGAGCGCCAGUACACACCAGAUCGCACACCGUCGUGGACAGGCAUAGGAUUUGUAAGGGUCCCUGAGGGGGCAUACCUGGAAUUCUACAUCGACAACAUCCCCUACUCCAUGGAGUACGAUAUUCUGGUCCGCUAUGAGCCACAGUUGCCAGAUCAGUGGGAAAAAGCUGUGAUCAGCGUCUCGCGCCCAGGCAAGAUUCCCACGGGUAGUCGGUGUGGCAACACAGUUCCUGAUGAUGAUAAUCAGGUCGUCUCGCUGUCACCCGGCUCCAGAUACGUCGUUCUCCCACGGCCUGUCUGCUUUGAGAAGGGGCUGAAUUACACCAUCCGCCUGGAGCUGCCCCAGUACUCCUCGGUGGAUACGGAGACGGAGAGCCCGUACACACUCAUUGACUCUCUUGUUCUCAUGCCAUACUGCAAAUCACUGGACAUAUUCACAGUGGGAGGCUCCGGUGAAGAUGUAGUUACGAACAGCGCUUGGGAAACUUUCCAAAGAUACCGGUGUCUGGAAAACAGCAGGAGUGUUGUGAAAACCCCCAUGACGGACGUCUGCAAGAACAUCAUAUUCAGCAUUUCUGCUCUAUUACACGAGACCGCGUUAUCGUGCCAGUGUGACCCCCAGGGCUCCCUGAGUUCGGUGUGUGACCCCAGCGGAGGACAGUGCCAGUGUCGUCCCAAUGUCGUCGGAAGACAGUGCGACAGAUGCGCCCCUGGCACCUUUGGGUUCGGGCCGAGCGGAUGCCGACCAUGCGAGUGCCACGUCCGAGGCUCUUACAAUGCCUUCUGCGACGCGGAGACGGGCCAGUGCCACUGCUUCCCCGGGGUGUAUGGGCGGCAGUGCGACCGCUGCCUGCCCGGCUUCUGGUGCCUGAGCUGCCGGGACCACACGGCAGGGCACAACUGUGAGAGGUGCCAGCCUGGCUACUACGGAGACCCUGUCCUGGGAUCGGGCGACCACUGCCGCCCCUGCCCUUGCCCCGACGGCCCCGAGAGCGGACGCCAGUUUGCCAGUGGCUGUUACCAGGAUCCGGUCACGCUGCAAGUCGUGUGUGUCUGUAGCGUGGGAUACAUAGGCAGCAGAUGUGAUGAAUGUGCGUCUGGCUUCUUUGGGAGCCCCGACGAGGUUGGGGGGGCCUGGCAGCCGUGCCC
Phaethon lepturus (White-tailed tropicbird) is the source of this 2672-nucleotide messenger RNA. Its product is annotated as laminin subunit beta-1-like. Gene Ontology annotation, molecular function: integrin binding; extracellular matrix structural constituent. Gene Ontology annotation, biological process: basement membrane assembly; cell migration; substrate adhesion-dependent cell spreading. The transcript has 20 exons. The record is from RefSeq and is a predicted model, not a curated record. The annotation marks the transcript as partial. NCBI's taxonomy places the organism in Eukaryota, Metazoa, Chordata, Aves, Phaethontiformes, Phaethontidae. Gene Ontology annotation, cellular component: laminin trimer.